AAGAGGAAGAAUAUUAGCUAGUAAGGGAAGUGGUGGGCGUUCCGGGUGCUGAGGAGAAUCAGGUCUUAGUUUCGUUUUCACAAUCUCCUGAUGUUUCUUCCUGCGUUAGUGGAGGGUAUGCAUCAGUUUAAGCCGAGUCGAGACCGACUGUACACUACCAGGUGCUGUGGCUGUUGUCAUGUGAGGACGGGAACCAUCAUCCUGGGGACAUGGUACAUGGUGGUCAACCUGUUGAUGGGCAUCCUGCUGACUGUUGCCGUGACUCACCCGGAAAAUGUGCCGGCUAUCGACUUGCAGUAUGAAGUCUUCGAUCAUUACUUUGCUUCUGACAGGAUGUCUGAGAACGCCUGUGUUGGAUUUGCCAUCUCCCUGUUGAUGCUCACCAUCAGCGCUAUGAUGGUGUACGGUGCCAUUACUCAUCGUGACGGGUGGCUCAUCCCAUUUUUCUGCUACCAGCUGUUUGACUUUGCUUUGAGCUGCCUGGUGGCCAUCAGUUCUCUCACCUACCUACCCAGGAUCAAGAACUACCUGGACCAGCUGCCGGAUUUCCCCUACAAGGACAACCUCCUCUCCAUGGACUCCAGCUGCCUGCUGCUCUUUGUCCUCGUCUUCUUCGCCUUCCUCAUCAUCCUCAAGGCUUACCUGAUCAACUGCGUUUGGAACUGCUACAAGUACAUCAACAACAGGAACAUGCCAGAGAUCGCUGUUUACCCCGCCUUCGAGACCCCUCCCCAGUACAUCCUCCCAACUUAUGAGAUGGCAAUGAAGAUGCCAGAGAAGGAGCUGCCUCCACCCUACAUGCCUGCUUAAGCACCCAGUCCCGUUGCCAAAACUCACAAGGUCAUAUGCAUUCCUACAUUCCCCCGUGACCAGUUUCUGAACAUGCCUACUCCGUCCAAUGAUCCACUAUUAUACGUGUGCAACCACUGAGCUUCAACCUACCCACUGUGUUCCUGUAGAGAGGUGGAAGAGUCUCUGAAGUGUAUGGUUGUCAUGGUUUUUAAAAAAGAAAAAAAAAACCCAAUCAAAAAGCACCCCCUCCACCCUGUAGGCUUUUUUGUCUUAGCAAAGAGGAUAAAUGUGAAUAUUUCAUCACUUGAAUCCAAUACUGUCCUAUCUUAAUUAAUAUGACGUAUAAAUGGGGAAAAAAGACAAUCUACUUAAAGCUCUUAUUGUUGAAUUUUUACGUUCCCUGAUUAAUAUCCAACUAUUUUCAUCAGUCUUGAAUGGACUUUGUAGCACUUUUGUCUUAUUUAUUUAGCUUUGCCGUGGUUUGUUUCACACCCCUCUGACCUCCUGCCUUCUGCUCGCAAAGCCAGUGUUUAGUUUUCCAGCUGAGACUGAAAGCAAAAAAAAAAAAGGAAUAAAUUGCAUUGCUGCUCUUCUAUCACCCAACAUCUGGAGCCAACAGUGAACAUUGGUGACUGCAUGCUAAUCUCUCAUUUUACUGGUAAUUAAGUUGAUCCGAGUGGAAAAACAGUUCAAUAAAUGUUUCAAAACAUAAA
This is a messenger RNA of Thalassophryne amazonica, 1505 nucleotides long. RefSeq names its product lysosomal protein transmembrane 4 alpha (gene laptm4a). Bases 91 to 810 code for a protein of 239 amino acids. Gene Ontology annotation, cellular component: lysosomal membrane. Lineage: Eukaryota; Metazoa; Chordata; Actinopteri; Batrachoidiformes; Batrachoididae. The record is from RefSeq and is a predicted model, not a curated record. The transcript has 7 exons.